Molecule: messenger RNA, 19154 nt
Organism: Pocillopora meandrina
Lineage: Eukaryota; Metazoa; Cnidaria; Anthozoa; Scleractinia; Pocilloporidae
Source: the annotation of a GenBank genome assembly
AUGAAGCUUUUUACGUUAUUUCACAUAAUUAUUUUCGGUUUUGCGGUAGUGCAUCUUGGAGAGUCGUGUGGAAGUCGGCUGACAUUACAUACCAGUUCAUUUAAUGCAAAGCCAUCCCAAACGACAACCGAGUAAGUCCACAAUAUAAGAUGCUUGUUUACAGGUGAGAGCAAUGUAAGUUACAGUCACAUUCAGGACAAGGCAAAUUAAAUGUCUAGCCUUAGUAGACUACAAACGUUGAUCAAAUCAUAUUUAUACUUAACAUAUUUACACAAUAUGUAGCGUAGUCAUUCUGCGUGAGAAACAAAAGUAUUAACAUCAUCAAUCGCAAUCAUUCACCUCUUACAGGAAACAACGUGUCCUUAUAUUUUUCUUGGUCAUGGCGAUGCUGUUUCUAAUGCGGCAUUCGUUGUAGAAAAAAUUUUCAGACCCAUUUAUCGGAGAUAAUCCUCCCUCGUUCUCGUGUAUGUGUUUUUGCCACCGAAUUACUCUUGUGACCAUCACUGAGCGCUUAUAAGCUACCUAGCGGACCAAAGCCUUACUUUCUUCAUCCAUUUCAGAAUAGCAUGAUAUCUAUUACAAAGGAAGAAAAUUAUCAAUAACUAGAUUAGUGUUUACGCCUCUUCCAUGAGCUGUUUUCGUUCAGAAAAACCCACAACUGCAACUUCGUUCAUCUUCUUGGAUUUUCUUUAAGCAUUCCAAUCAAAUUUGUACUAAGUAAGCGAUUUUCCACUCUAUCCAAAAGUGCACUUAUCAGAUGGAAAUGAGCCCCAUCGUUAUCUCUCUAUUAAACCCGAUAAUCUUAAAAUGAAAUUUACAUAACUUCAUUCCUCAUUGCAAUUUUUUGUCUGGUAUUUGAUGUUAAGUAUAAACUGAAUAUGCACUGUUUAUAAUCUCUUGCAUACUAUCAAAGGUCUACCACCUUGAAACAUUUGAGUGACCCAAGCCCCCCCCCCCUUCAUCUCCUGUUGUGCCCCCUAUCCCACAGUGGACUCAAAGGUAUUAUGAUAUAAAGUUGUCCGGUGGAGGCUUAGGAGAGGGUGCAACGGUAUCUGCACAUUGCACCAGUAUAUAGAAAUACUGGUUUCUUUCUGAGAAAGCAACAGAGGAUAAACCGUCGAAAUUAUGAGACGAGUAAUUCCAAUUUUUAUCUUCAGGACUGGUAUAACUGAAAAUGAUUUGAAAAUUGUACAACGACAGGUGUUUUACGUUUCUGUAUGUUCGCCUUUUAUUCACAAAACAAAACUUUACUACAUAAAAAUACAGCUCAAGUUGUCCAAAGUCAUAUAAUUAACAUACCAAGAUCGCCAAAUUGAUUGCAGUUACCAGUGCGGCAAAUCUGUCCCGACGCUGCUUGUAAGAAACCUCCGCCUCAAAACCUUUUAGAACCCAUCUGUAUUUCAUGUCCCUAAGGCCUCGAUAUACCGGGCCAUUCGAUGUUGAUUACAUUCAUUUUGGCUCCAACGCAAAUAAUGUUAACAGGCUUUUUAAAUUAUAAAUUACAUCGGAAUGAAGUGGACAAAUUAAGUAGUAAAAAAAGUGAAAUGAUGACCUUUGAGGGAUGUUUGAGCGCGCACUUUGAGUUGCGGUCACUCGAAAAGGACGGGGAGGGGAGGACUUUGUAGAAGCUGGGCUACGACUGUGUUUUGGUGGCCUCAAAGCUGCCUUUCCAGUGAAUAAAACCUACUCAAGAUUACACUUUUCAUAGUCAUACCGAUACAAGACAGAACACACUGAGAUGGUAUACACCAUGUUAUUGUAUUUAUUCUCCAACCUGAUGAUCUUUUCCAGGAUGAUCCCUUGAUGUCGAAUAUUUCGAGAGACGGAGUUCUUCGUGGAUUAAGAGAAUGCCAAAGGCUGUUUAGAUACGAUAUCUGGAACUGUCCAUCGGAGAUGUUUAAAAUGCUAUCCUUCUCUAACGAGUCGACUUAUCGCCAUGGUAAGACCUACAAGACUUAAGGCCGGAUACCUCAUUAGUUCGUUGAAAAUCCAAUUUUCCCCCUUAGCUGUAUGACGUAUGUAUGUACGUAUAAGUAUGACGCAAAAGAAAAACACCCUUUCAGUUCUAUUUCCCGCAGCACCGUUGCAGUAGUGAACCGUGAACCGUCCAUGCACCCGGUUUACACAGACUUUUGUUUAAUCGCGGAAAGAGCAGUGGUAACAAAUACUUUCCCUUAUUGCUCUUUCUUACAGCCACUCGGGAGACUGCUUUUAUGUAUGCCAUAGCCGCUGCCGCUAUAACCCAUGAAUUCACUCAUCAAUGCACAUUGGGAAGAAUUCCCGGAUGUGGAUGUGGAACUUAUUACGGCGAUGGUGUCAGAAGUGGAUGUGGCGAGAAUAUCGCGUUCGGACAAAGGGAGGCUAUGCGUCUUUUCCGAGUACCGCGGAAAAGAAGAUUACGAUUGGAUGCUUUGACGGCUGUAAAUAUGCAUAACUACAAUCUAGGAACGAAAAUAAGUUAUCAUGCAUAAAUAAACUAUUUUAAAACAUCGUCAGUAACCAAGUUUUAGUUCACGCUCAGUCAGAGAAAGUUUGACGUUAGACAGGAUAAUCCUUUCUUUCGGUAUCCCAACCCUCUGCGCUUGCUGCCAAACAGCAGCGAGAUCUGGGGAGAACAUUAGAAAAUAAAUAACUUUACAAAUUAUACAUACCAAACAAAAGAUUUUGGGCUUUAGGAGAAUUUAGAUCGAUUUGAGACGAAAAGCUCGUAAAGGUAAAAUAACAAAUGCUUCCCAUGACAAGCUUCCCAGAAGAAGACAACAAUGAAAAAGGACGAAGACAUGCUCUCAGGUUAAAAUGGCGAAUAUUCAUGGAGUUUCAAUAUCGUUUUCUUGGUAACAGUUUUGGUUAUUUCAUAACUAUUUUUUGUCUGUCAGUCUCCUAUUCAACAUGUUAAACAUCUCAAAUAAUUUCACAAAUAAUUUCGGCGCGCUAUUGGCAACAAAACUUUUCCACAUAGAAAUACCUAAAUGGUAGGUGUAAUCUUUUGAAGAGAGAGCAUUUAGCGACUAACGCCCGGAAGAGGCGUGAAAUUUGCAGAGCGAGCAAGUUCCGAAGUCUCACAGGGUGAACCUUUUGGACGGAAUGAUGGAAUGAUGGUAUGGUGGAAUGGUGGAAUGGUGGAAUGGUGGAAUGGUGGAAUGGUGGAAUGGUGGAAUGGUGGAAUGGUGGAAUGGUGGAAUGGUGGAAUGGUGGAAUGGUGGAAUGGUGGAAUGGUGGAAUGGUGGAAUGGUGGAAUGGUGGAAUGGUGGAAUGGUGGAAUGGUGGAAUGGUGGAAUGGUGGAAUGGUGGAAUGGUGGAAUGGUGGAAUGGUGGAAUAUCCUAAAAUGGAAUGACGAAAUUUCCUGAAACGCGGAAUACCUUGUCAUAUUAAACAAAAGUCUCACAAAAAGGGAAUUGCAAUGCGAUAACAAAACAAUUUAUAAUUAACAAGCAAAACUAAAAGAAGCAUAGCUUAAGCAUUAUUGGAGCCAAGAGGAUAGAGAAAUAGUUGGAUUCUGGAACUAGCUUCUAUGAAUUAUCAUUGCUAUUGCUAUUUUUAUUAUCAUUAUUAUUAUUAUUAUUAUAUUAUUAAAUGAUUAUGAAUAUAUGAAAAUCAUGUAUGUGAACUGCAGGUUAAGAAAUGAUUAUGAAAAGGAUCUUUGCAGAAGAAGUUAAAAACUAAAAAUCGAUCUAUUAACAAUUCCAUUAUCAGGAUGUUAGAUCCCAUAUAUCGUGAACUUUCCAAACAUUAUUUGGACUUUAAAAAAAAAAUACCGAACUUUUCCUGUCUACAGAUUGUCCGAGAAAGCUUGCAGCUGAGAGGAAGAUGUGAAGGGGGCUUUUUUAACUCCUAUCGCUGCCGACUGAAAACAAUGUGGACGGUAUUGGCACCAUUUAAAGUUGUUUCCUCAAAGCUUAAAGAAAAAUACCACAGGGCCUUGCAGGUGUCCUUCAUAAACAACAGACUUCAGCAGUUGCGCCCACAUUACCCAAUCGAUCAAAAUCUUGUGUAUCUCGACGACUCGUCAAGCUACAUCAUGAGAAAUGACAGCUUAGGCAUUGAUGGAAUUCUGGGACGAUCAUGCAGGAGGGAUAUGAGCGAUGAUAAGUGUGAACUAUUCACUGCUAUCUGUGAUUCUAUUGGACUGAACCCAACAAUAGUGGAGCAUUACAAACAGGUUAAAUGCAGGUGUAAGUUUACUUGGUGCUGCAGAGUUGAAUGUGAAACAUGCUCUGAGAAGUAUAAUGAAACAAGGUGUUCACUGUAAGCGGAUGCUAUACUGUAUGUCAUGAAGAAAGAGAUUUCAUGGUUAACUUCCUGUAAUGUUAAGUGUAUCUCAAAUGUAUUAUUGUAUUGUAUCUCAUGUGUAUUGUGUGUGCGUGUGUUUAUUGACCUAAAAGUACAAAACAUUAUUUUGUGAAAUAAUUCUACCAAGUGUGUUGUGGGUGCUACAGGUUUGUUUGAAGCCCCAUCCAGUGCACGUCAGAUACACUUGAAGACAGCGUUUCAUUCAAACCACGCGACGAUAGUUUUUCAUCCUCGCUGAAGAUAACAGAUAAGAUGUUUUUCCAUCUGCAGUAUAAUCAUCACCAGCGAAACAAAAUAUUGAAUGAAUAGAUCUUUCAGCUGUUGAGCAUGCGUAAUGAGAGUGUUUACUACCAACUGCUGCAGGCAAAGUGUUUUAACGCUGCAUGUAAUAAACCACCACCUCAACACCUUUUUGAACCCAUCUGUAUUUCACAGCGAAGGGGCAUUCACGGUUAAAAAAAAGGGUUUCUGAGCCAUUCAUCGGAGGUAUCCCUCUCCAGGCGAAAGAACACCACCCUCGUGCAUUUGUUUCUUUCCUUUAAACCAUUUGUCUGAUUACUGGGAGCUCAUUGAUUACCUAACAACUGUAGUCUUAUUUACUUUAUCCACCUCGAAAUAACAUGAUAUCUAUUACAAAUGAGGAAAACCAUCAAUAAUUAGAUUUGAUGUUUACGCCCUUUACAUCUGCUAUUUUCCUGAAGAAAAAUCUUCAAUUGCAUCUUCGUUAAUCUCCUUGGUUUCCCUUUAAGCAAUCCCAGCAAAUUUGUAAAUGAGCGUUUUAACCAAUUUUCGUUGAAGACUUUGUUGAAAAUUAUGUUUUAUCACAUGGAGAUGAGCCUCAUCGUUUUCUCUCCUUUAAUCCCGAUAAGCACGGAAUGUAGGUGGAUCGAUUUUUAAAAUAACUUCAUUCCUUAUUGCAAUGUUUUGUUGGAGAUUUGAUGUCCUGCCUAAGAAGGUAGUUUUUGCAGCAUUGAGGAAAUAAUUUCGUAAGGAAUGAAAUUACAUGAAAUGGCACAAAUUUUGCUAUCACCACACUAUAAGAGAAUAUAAAAAAAACUUAUUACCUCUCGCACACUAGGGACUUGCCACCCUUGAUAUUUGAAGGUCCCUAUCCCCCCCUCCCCCCAUUUCCUUUUGUGCCCCCCACCCCACAGUGCUCUCAAAGGUCUUAUGAUAUAAAAGUUUCCUGAGGAGGCUAAAGAGAGAGUGUUACGGUAUCCGCAAAAAAAUACUAGUAUGAAGACAUGCUGGUUUCUUUCUGAGAAAGCAACAAAGAAUAUAUAAUCAAAAUUAUGAGAUGAAUAAAUCCAAUUUUUAGGACCAGUAGAGCUGAAAGAGAUUUGGAGAUUUAAAAGAAGUGCGUUACGUUUUCCUAUGUUUGUCUUUUAUUCACAAAACAAAACAAAACACAACAGAAUACAGGCAAAUUAGUCCAGAGUCGUACAAUAAAGAUACUAAGAUUGCCAAAUCGAUUGCAGUCACCGAUGCAUUAAAUGUGUCCUAACGCUGCAUGUAAUAAAAAUCUUUUUUCAACCCAUCUGUAAUUUCACUCCCCUAAGUCAGUAUGGCUUUCAAUAUUGACUGCAUUCAUUUUGGUCUCGACACAAGUAAUGUUAACAGGCUUUAUCAAUUAUAUAUUACAUCGGAAUGAAUUGGGCAAGUUUAGCAAAUAUAAAACAAAGUCAGGAAUGAUUAAGCGCGGGUUGUGAGUUGCAGUCACUCGGACGUGGGGGGGAGGGAAACUUUGUAGAAGCUAGGCUACGAUUGUGUUUUUUCGGCAUCGAAACUGCCUUUCCAUACCUACUCAACAUUAUGCUUUUCAUAGUCAUACCGAUUCAAGACACUGAACACAGAAACGAUAUCUAGAACUGUCCAUUGGAGAUGUUUAAAAUGCUAACCUUCUCUGACGAGUCGACUUAUCGCUAUUGUAAGACCUACUUGACUUAAGCCCGGAUAUCUCAUUAUUUCGUUGAAAAUCCAAUUUUCCCCACUAGCUGCUACUGUAGAGGUAUGAUGCAGGAGAAAAACACCCUUUCAGUUCUAUUUCCCGCAGCACCGUCGUAGUGGCGAACACCGUGAACUCAGCACAAGGAUUUCACAGAUUCAAUUAAUGUUAUGCAAAGAGCAGUGGUCACCAAAUAUUUUCCCAUUAUUCUUCCUUACAGCCAUUCGAGGGUCUGCUUUCAUGUAUACUAUAACUACUUCCGCUAAUACCCAUGAAUUCACUCUUCAGUGCACAUUGCGAAGAAUCCCCGGAUGUGGAUGUGGAACUUACACCAGCAAAGUUAACUUAAGUGGGUGUGGCGAAAACAUGGCGUUCGGUCAAAGAGCGGCUAUGCGUAUGAAAGAAAAAAAUUACGAUUGGAUGCUUCGACGGUGGUUAAUUUUCAAAACUACAAUGUUAAAACAAAGGUAAGUUUCCAUGCAUGAAGAAACUAUUUUAAAACAUCGUAGAACAUCUUUGAGUUAACGCUGAGUCUUACAAAUAUUUAAAGAUGGGUGAUACUAUGCUCAUCUGUUCUGCUGACCAGCGACCGCAAAACCCUUUUUUUUCUACCCCAGUCCUCCGCAGUUGCAUUACAGCGACAAGAUCUAGGUAAUAUAUGAAAGAUGUACCUGUUGAAACAAGUUCUUUGCAUUUUGUGCUAAAUCUGGUUAUCACGAUGUGGGAUCCCAGAGAGCGUGACCUUUUUAAAUAUCAUUUGGACUUGAACAUUCCUGUUAACAAAUUGUCCAAGAAAGCUUAGAGCUGAAAGGAAGAUUUGGCGGAGGAUUUUCUUUUAACUCCAAUACCUGCCAAGUAAAAACAUUGUGGACAAUACUCAGGGCGCCAUUUGAAGUUGUUUUCCUCAAGGCUAAAAUAACAGGCUUUAGCAGUUGGACCCAGUUUUCCUACUCAAACAAAAUCUUGUGUAUGUCGACUACUCCCCCAGCUGCUUGAUGCGAAAAGACAGCGAAGGCUUCACUGGAAUGCUGGGACGGUCAUGCAGGAGGGAUAUGAGCGAUGAUAAAUGUGAACUAUUCACUGCCAAGUGGAUGAUUUCAAGCAGGUUAAAUGCAGGUGUAAGUUUACUUGGUGCUGCAGAUUCUAAUCAGAGAUAUGCUCCGAGGAGUAUAAUUAAACAAGGUUUUCCAUGUAAGCGGCAGAUUUACUGGAUCUUAUCACAGGGGGGUGGUGUGUUCGGAGGAUUUUCGCGGGGGGGUCACCGUGUUUUCAGGAGAACGGAGGGGGGUCAUUCGUCAUCAGCAGAGUAUAAAGAGAGCUCUGAAGACAAUCGACCGGUAAUUAAAUGCUAAAGAGGCGGGGACCGUAAGAAUAUUAUAGAGCCUUAUGGGGGGAUCAGGUUGAUUUGAUCGUAACAAAACCCCCCUUCCCCCAGGUGAUGAAUAAUAAGUAGUCUCCUAAAUCUUAUAAUGUCAAGUCGAUGGAGUGUUUUCGGAAUUUAUUGGCGUAACAGUAUACAAAGCAAAAUUGUAGACAUAUUUCACUAAGUCUGUGGCUUACAAGAAAGAGUUCCCUCGAUGAUUCUCACAUUCAUGGCAAAAGCAAACGAGUGACAUGCUUUUAUAAGCUCAUAAGCUCAAGAUACACCAAGAUAUGAUCCCGAAAUACCCGAGAAUCCCUCUGAAGAAUGACGCCUCGCUACAAGAAUGGUUAUUUUUGGAGAUAGCAGCCCAAGGUUGGACCACAAGAUAGAAUGUUGUGAAUUGACAUUGAGACCAUACUCCUGUUUUGAAAUUAAAAAAAAAGGCAUCUGGGAAUUCUUCUUUGUUGAUGGCAUGGCCCAAAUGACAAGUUGGGCGGAAAAUGACCUCGUCAUCCACUGAUAUAAUCAAGUAUAAUCUUUCCGGCUUCUUUCGAUGGAUCAGCAAGCGAUGGCUGCGUGCCCAACUUUUAAGCUGCUCCGCUUGAGCGCACUUGAGAAGUUAGGAUAGAGUUAAUCGUUUCUAAUUUUUGGGUGUGUCUAAACGCUACCUGUAAAUGACCUUGGUGAAAACAUAAGCCCGACCGAAAUGAGAAAUCUAACAACAGAACAGAACUUGAAGAAUAAGUUGGAAAAGCCCCUCAUUAAAUGAUUUAUACAGAUUGUUCAUUUAAGUCCGGUUGAAAAGGACAAACAAACAAACAAACAAACAAUCAACGACGAAAGUCUUCGAGACAUAAAAAAUCAAGUAAACUUGUUUGACGUCGGAGUAACAAGAGCUGCUUGGCAGGUGAACCCAAUCCUGUUAAACCCUUUAAACCAAUAACCGUCAAGAGUAGUGUUACAGAUUUUAAUGAAUGAUAACGAUAUAGUGUCAAGAUCAGUCCCGUGUUUGCCAUUUUUUAAAAACCCCGAGUACCGGUACAUUCGCUUUAAUCAAGCUGAGGGGGAUUCUGGUUCGUUUCCGUAUGCGCAAGGUAAGAGAAAUUGUCCAAAAUCACUCUACUGACCUAGGCUGUACUUAAGUUGUUCAUUAAAAAAGCAGUGGGUGAAAUAUCUCGAGAGAUUCCGUUGCAAACAAUCUACUGUGAAGAAUACUUUAACUCAUGAAAGAUAUUCAGAAGUGUUUUUUCACGGAGGAGGUGAGUAAUACUGCUAGUUCAAAGAAAACAACAGCUGAUUUGCGGUGGGAAAUUUCGUUUUGCAAAAGGUUUGUUCAUGUUAUUCUGCACGUACGUCACGCAGUGUCACCUCUUGGUGUUCUUGGUGUCUAUUCAAAGUUUUUCCUUUCGUCUUCCCCUUAAAACGUGGCAAAAUUCACUUGAGGAUUUUGUAGGACUUUAACAAGACCACCCCUGUGUUUGAAUGUUUUGUCAAGCGUUGCACUGUGUGAAAGAGGGAGAACGAGAGAGAGAGAGAGAGAGUGAGAAAGAAGGUAAAGCAAUGCCGACUAGUAUGUUAGAGAUACGUGAAUACAUGUUAUGCAGAAAGGUUUUGACCUGUGGUUUUGUUAAUAAGAAGUAAUACCUUUUUCGAUUGUGGUGAAAUUUCUGGCUCCACAAAAUGCAGUAAAAAAAAGUCCUUAAUCAACGAGCUUCCCUCUCUAUGACUCGUGCAAAAGGCAAGUAAGCUCACACUUAAUUACUGCUACGUAAAUUGUAACGUUGAAUGACUGCUUGGUGUCAUAAGCGAUCUUUAAUUUCUGGACUGUUUUUUUAGGCUAUAAUGAUCUUUAUAGCGUAAUUUAUUUAUCUCUGCAUGUGCUUAGCCGCAAAUCCGGAAACUAUAGCGAGGGGAGAUGUUUCAUACUUUUUCUUUUCUUUCUCUGUUCAUCAACCAGUCCCCAUUCAGAGCACCCACGUAAAAUUGAUUAUAAGAAGUACCCUCCUCUCCCUAGGGGGGCGAAAAAGUGCCAAAACAAAACGCGCCGUCUGUGAAGGAACUAAUUCUCUCAACAAAAUGCUAUGUAACAAUGAUUUAACCCUUAGCUGGCUCUCUCUCAGACGAGUUCAAACGCGUGCGGAUAAAGUUGGCUUCGACCUUUAGACGUGACGCAAGUGAGCUAAAAGAAUUAGACACGCGAAUAGACUACUCUCUACUUCGUGAAAAUGCCCACGUACCGCUGGGUUGCUCCUUCACGGGCCCGGAGUAAGGAGCUGAUUUGGCAAGUGGAAGGUCGAAUGCUCGUAGAUAGAAUCUAUUUUUGCAAUUGCAACGAUCGUUUCAUUCACUGAUUCCUUUUCAAUAGUUUUCAAGGAAAUAUGCCACAUUCAGAUUGCGAAGUUGAACUUGAAAUCAUGUUAGAUUUUUCACUGGCGCUAUGCAUGUAAAAAGACACCUUUCUUUCGCCCAAUUCCAGAUUAAAACAGACCCUCCGCGGUGAUCAAUUCUGUUUUCGUGACAAUUAGCAGCACUGAAAUAUUAAUCCUUCAUCUUUACAAAAGUCCAUAGUCAACAUGUAAGUCAUAAUGGGACCAAGCUGAAUUAAGAGAGACGGAAAAUAUACAGUACUUUUUCUUGUCAUAAGGUAAUCGGACAAAAUCUCAGAAAAAUGAUUUUCUCUCAUCAGGCACACUGACAAAAACAUUUUUACUAGGACUGUAAUGUAUCUCUCCUUGCUUACUUCAAUCAUGACUUAUAGACGUUAAGUUUCAGCCACGGUAAUCCGUUCGCAGUAAAGUUCGUGAAUGCCAAUCUGCGUUGAUCCUGCCGCCGUGCAGAGGAGAACAUCACUCUCUGGAUCACCGCAGCUUAGUUAAAAAAAUAGUGGACAAUUUCAAAUUUAGUCCAUUUUCAAAGUAAAUGGUAUUUUCUAACAAUAUGUGAAAUCACUCACGAAUCACGUGCAUACAACAAGAUUAAAAUAAUUUGAGUAUUUUUUUAUUUAUUUCAGUUUAAGCCGGUUAUUAUUUGUCUAAAAAUGUUAAUGACUGACAGAAAGAAAACAGAAGUUGUACUAAUUAUCACACAAGUGAGGUCAUCAGUUGCAGUGAAAAUUUAAGCCGUGUACUGAAGUAUAAGACUCUUUUCCAUUGUUGAAUUACAAGAUUUUUGGGUAUAAAAAACUGUAACAAAAAAAAAUUAAUUAAUAAACACAUUGCGUAACGAUGAACAGUUCACUAGUUAUCUACCAAAUUUACGGUACAUAUCUUGACUUACCACAGGAACGAUACUUACGCUACUCAACAUGUGUACAAUAAUUUCAUUCCUAAAGUUACAACACUCAAACGAAUUUUAAUACCCUUAAAGUAAAGGACACUGUUCGAUUAAGUAUAGUGACCGUUUUUUAGGUACGCACGGAUUAUUGCUACCACAGAAUAUUCAUUUCAUCCCCCUGCAAAUUCCAACAAUCCAAAGGCGCCAGACAUGUUUACUACACCACAAGAUAUUAAAGUAAAAAUGUUUCGUUCACACAGAGAAGAAAAUAGACAAAGAUAUGUUAAAAAAAAAGGAAUUAUGUUAAGUUGUCAAUGAGUCAUACUAAAUCAGAAAAGUUACAUUUCCAAGGCCAUCUCAGAAAUCUUCGUUGCGGAUUACUUAGAAUCCUGAUUGUUGACGAUUUGCCAUAAAGCAAAGAGAUUUUUCUCCGAGUAUUUAAUAGUGCUAUUUGCCAAAUUUAAUCAUAUACCGGAAAUCUUUCUAGUUUUAGACAACAGAAACUUUUUUCCACAAAUCUGAAAGCACUCUUCAGAUCAGGAUAUUCUCUAUCUGUAGUGUUCACGUGCACAGAGCAACUGAAAUCGGUCACGUUUUUGACUAAUGCGGAAAGAAAAUAGAAUAUCGCGCCGAGAUUGGUUGAAAUAUGGAUCCGGAUUAGAGAAAUCUUCCAACGCGGUAAACCAGAUACACACGUAAUUACUGAUGAAUAGUGACCUUGCAAGUUACUGAAAGAUUUGCUGAAACUCUACCUAACACUUGGCAAUUAUUUAAAUGCACUGAGAUGCCCAUUGCUAAUGAGGCUCUCAAAAGAAAUGCGGAGUAAGUCCAAAGGGAAUUUUCCAUCGAGGCUCAAUUUUCAGAGCUGUGUCAUCCAAAUUUGGUCAUUUCCGACAUUCCUACACAAAAGGGUCGAACGCGUUAACAUAUAUAUUCUAUUCCAUCUCGAUCUUACACCACUAAUAGCUUUCAAAUUAAUCCUUUACCACUUUACGUUCGUUUGAGUGAAAUCACUGCGAUUUAUUACGAUGAAAAAGAAACCAAAUUAAUCUGGCUUGUUAUGCAUCUAUUUUAAGCAGGAAAAUACGAGACGAUCCUUAGUGAAAGGUAGCACGUAAGUCUUUUCCAGAAGACAGAUUCUAAUGAGCAUGCGUAACAUGAUCUCUUGCCCACCACGUCCAUUGAAGAAAUUCUCUCCUUUCAAGUGAGUGGGUAUUUUCAAAUUAAUUGGUUUUGUGUGGACCUAAGGUUAAGUAAUCUUCACAGUCCUUUCAUACAGUCGAUAAUCCAAAUACUUUGAACAAUAGGUCUAACAGAAAUAUAAACCUCUCAAUUAUAUUUCAGAGAGGCAUAUAUUAAGCGUUAAUGUUAGUGAGCCCUGAUCGACCUGAUCAGGUGAGAAAACUCUCUUGUUUUACAAAUACGAGGCCAAUAUAUCAUUGACUAUUCUGGUAGUCUCCGGAAACUACGUAGUUAUUCAAUAAUGGAUUAAUUCUGUUUAUCUCUUUAAAGCUUUGGUACGGGGAAACAACGAAGGCAUUUAUCCAUGACCCCAAAUCUUCAAGUGCUGCGCGAGUCUUAUAAACAGGGAUAAUGGCUUCGAAACUGCUAGGUCUGUGUUCGGUGAUUCUGGCUGCGAUAGUGGUCAGCGCGGAAACUGAAUACGGCUCACGGUAAGUUGACUUUAAAACGCACUUGUUCUUUUUUGUAUGCUCUGUUGACCUAGUCUCUUUUAAGAAAGCUAGUAGCUUCUAAUGGUUGCUGCAAGAGAGAAUAUUGUAAGCUGCGUAUUACGCGCUAAACAAGUACGUGACCUUCGCCUCAGAACUCUUUUCUUGCAAUUAGGUUUCCCUAAGCUAAGAACUAUGGCACAAGUUUGUUAGCCUAUCCAGGGCUUGCUGUGGAUGAGAUAAAUUUGCUAACAGGCCUGCAAUUUCUUCUGUUUUCUGAACUAAAUCGACGAUUUCAUAUGAUGGGUAAAUUCCUACUGGGAGUGAUAGCUUGUCUACUAAAUCAAAGACGUUCAAGGGAAAUUCCCUGCUUCUCAUUUUUAUUGGACAAAGAAACGUUUGGUUGGAAAACACAGGACCAAUGAGCUAUCUGUUUCGAUAAAUUUGCACGAGAGAAAACUCUUUUUUCUUAACUUUUUUCCCUCAGUGUUUUUGCCUAACACGUAUUUGUUAAGCUCUAUAUCCUACAUUAUCCAGUCCUAUAGAGUUACGGCUCAGCUAGUUUUGACGAUAAUUGUUGUCUUCUGUGUCAAGCUCACAGUUUGUUUUGUUAUCUUUACUAAAAAAAUUGCAUUCAUAACAAGAAACACCCGUCCACAAACAGGAUUUAAAGUUGUAAAUUAGAUUUUAAAAUCUGUUGACACGUACGUGUUUUUGGAAGCUGAAUUGCUGAAAUUUGUCCCAUUCCACUUAAUUUGGGCGCUCACUACCCGGUGCAUCAUUUCCGAAAGAAAAUAACUUGUCAUCUGUGUGAGUACAAAAAUAAUCCUGGCGUUAAUGACUCACAGGGGGCGUGUAAAUCAUCAUAAACACACUAAAACCAUCGAGCAUUGACUCAGGAUCCCAACACUUAACAGCUAAACCAAAUCCAAUUACAAAGUUAAAUUUUUGAACUGAAAAAUUAUUUUUAUGCCUUCACUUGUUAGUCAGCCUCUUGAAUCUAAUGAUGGUUAUGUUGCAGCCUUUGAUUAAACUCUGAUUUAUUUCUCUUUGUCUUUUUUAUUCACAGAUACAAAAACAGCAUAGAAGAGUUGAAUUUUCUUCAAGAAAAGGUGUGCUUUGCUUCAGGUUUUUUUUACAUUUUGGUAAAUUUUUCCCUCAAAAUCUCAGAUGUUUUUUCUUUGGAUAUACUUCGUUCCCAAAAUAUGGGAUAUCUUUUUAGUUAUAUAAAAUGGCCGGGUGUUAUUGUCAGAUGUUUCUAGAUUAGAUUCAAGUUAAUCCGAUAUUCUUUUUCAUUAAGUUUUACUUAUAGAGAUAAUUAUCUUUCUUCAUCAUUACUUUUCUCCGACCUCUUCCAUGGUCUUCAUAGUGACUGCGCCAUUUUCCCGACAGCGCAAGCAACCGUGAUUUGAUGAGGAGGCUGAAUAUAUCCUAACUGACUGCUGGUCUAAUCAUGUGCUUGUCUAGUAUAAUCUUUCAUAAAACUGAUUAAACUUCAAACCCCCCAAAAUGUAUUCAAGCGGCUAAGUAAGCAACCGCCAUAUCAUUUCUGUUUGUUACGCAACGAAAAACGUGUAUAUCAUGUUGUUUCUCACGAUCGGGAUGUUUUUCUCCUUGUUAUGUAAAACUGUCAAAAUUCCCGUCGAAUUAUUCGAUAAGGCCUUCAAAUUAAUAUUCCCCGCCUUCGGAAAUGAGGGUUAAGUACCUAGAAAAAAAUUCUGAGUGUUGUGCCAGUGUAUUCCACCGAAAUGGUUUCAGCUGGUGUUACCUUUCACUAUAUGUUGCUCGUCUACCAGCUAAAUUGACGAAACAAAUCAAACGUGUUGCUUAGUCAAUGAAAAUCAUUUGUUCGGGCAACUUUCCCUUCCGAGUUCGGCGCAUCUUCAAGCCACAUUAAUGGGAGGUUAAAACAUUAAGAUCAUCCGGGAUUUCUUAAAGAGUUUUUUAAUUCGGUUACUUUUAUCUACGUCACAUUUUAUUGUUGGCCAGAUUUAAGAUAUCACAGUGAUAAAGUUCAGCCAACUUGUGAAGUCUAAGUUUUGACAGCUUUUUAAAGGUUUCUUGACACCUUGCUUGUUUUCACAGUCCCACAGGGAACCUAGGUCCAUUUUCUUUACUUUUUUCUAUUUAUCAGUAUUAUUUGAACACGCAUAUGGUGCGCUUAAACGUACGGGGGUCCAUAAGUAUCUUAAGCUGCUAAUCGAGAUUAAACCCACCUCGGUUAAACCGUUAAUGUUUCUUAACCACUGAUUUCAGUAAAGUGAUAAAGGGUAACUGUACGGAAAAGAUAAUAGCUGUUUCAAAACCACAUCAAAGUUAAAAGGGCCGACUAAUUCAGCUUUGUAUCAGUUAAUACUAUUUUACUAAAUCGACCAAAAUUAGAUUUUAAGAGGCGUUCACAAUGCAACCAAGACUUUUAUCGUAACCAGGGUUGAUGUUUUAAAGUUUACUAAGCUAUUUUUAGAAAAGGAUCUUGUUAAAAAAAGGCGAGAGAGAAUGAAUUUAGAGGUUAGAAGAUGCAAUCGCAACUAUUUCACAAUAGAACUUAACCAUAAAGAAAGAGAAGAUAAUUAAAAAUUGGUUCAUGCUUGGUGUGUAACAUGGACUGAUCUAGUAACAGAUGCACGCGGAAAAUUAAUGCACGAGAAAAGCGUGCUCAAGCUGGCAUGCUGUUAUAACGAUUCACCAGUCAUUUUCGAAAGGUAUCACUUAUUCACUUAAAUUUUUUAAUUCUUUUUUAGACCUAUCCAAAUCUUACAAGCAUCAUUAAAGCAGGAGGAUAUCGUGCCAUGGGAGAAUGUCGAAAGUUAUUCAAGAACGAGAUUUGGAAUUGUACCAUUGAUAACAGACACAUGAUUAAGGAGUUACCCAGUUUUGUUAAACCAACCGUUCCUUAUGGUAAGCGUAUUCCGCGACUUAAACCUUAUCUUUUGAAACCCUUUGCAAAAUUACGUCAGAAAAGUCAGUUUUACCCCCAAACCACGCUAUGAAGAUGCUAAGUGGUGAAUUUCGAGAAGGAAGUAUUCAGUCCAAAAAGUUUCAUUUAACCUUGUAACUCCCAAGAUCUCAUAAGUAAUACUCCUUACUAUCUACCAUACAAUUCUUGUGAUGUUAGCAGGGAGAAUUUUAUAUUGGAUCAACUUUUAAUCCCGUAAUUGAUAUUUUUCUUUAUUCCCAUCACUUGUCUGCUUGAUAUUGUAUUGAUAUUGUAAGGAGAAAUUCUGUCUUGGUCACUCAUGGGAGUUAAAGGGUUAAAAAACAUAUAUAUAUGCCCACGUGAAAACAUCACUAGCCUACGGACAGGCCCUCAUAUUAGCGCUGCGGGACGCGUGUUUCUUCGCCGGCGGGAAGAUUAAGGACAAGGUCUGUCGGGGUCUGGCACUAUCUGUGACAGACCCCCGCAAACCUCUCACCGGCCCGCACUGCUCAAGGCUUCAUGCCUUCCCGCAGGCGAAGAAACGCUCUUGUCGAAGCGCUAGUAAUGAGGGUGUGAGAAUGGUGUAGUGUAAUGUAAAAGAAUAAACUAACUUGCAAAUACCUCGUGGCUUUUUAUCUCUAGGCACUGGGACAUUUAUUUCAUGCCUCACCAUUUGAUAAUACAGAUUUAUUUUCUGGAAAAACACAAGAUUCAUUCCCCGAUAUUCUAUCCUUCAAUAAGUACGUUCGCAAUGAUUGGUCUAUUAAAGGGUUAUAUUUCACUGUACGGCUCGCUUAAUUCAAAAUUUUGUUUGAAUUGUAAUCUUCUUCCUCCAUUUUAACCCAGAGAUAUAAUAAAUAUCUUACUGACCUCGUUUACUCGGUCCCUACAGUAAGUUACAGGAUGUGUGUUUUUUUCCGCUGGGAUGCAAGGCCUAAGAGCGAAUCUUGCGGGUCAAGUGUUCGUGCGGAAAAAUCGAGGUUAGUAAGGGGUAUUCAUUUUUGCCAUUUUAUUGUAGCUACACGGGAGAUUGCAUUCAUCAUUUCCAUCAGUACAGCCGCUGUUAUAAAUGAGGUCGCCCAACAGUGCCAACGUAGCAGAAUACCCGGAUGUAGCUGCGAUCUGAAGAAAGAAGAUAAUGGAAACGAAGACUUUCAAUGGGGCGGUUGUGGUGACAACGUCAAGUUCGGAGAGAAGGAGGCAAGGCGUUUCAUCAACGUCUUCAUGAAUGGAAACAAUGCUCGGAAAGCUUUUCACUUCCACAACUCUGAAGUCGGAAGAAAGGUAACGUUACCUGCUUUGCUAAUGUCAGGUUCAUUAACCCUUUAACCCCUAAGAGUGACCAACUUCAAAUUUCUCCUUACCAUAUCACCACUGAUUCACUCAUUAAGUUACGAGAAUAGAGGAAAUGAUCACCAACUAAAGCAGUUCUUGAUGGUAAACAAAUUCUCCUUGUCAGCACCUAAGGAAAUGCAGGAAGAACAGUACGGAAAAUGCGAAUACAAAUGUUUGGGUGUCAAGCGUUAAACCCGCUACACAGUCUCUUUUCUCAGAGCCUUUGUUGAGUUUCCUGCACGACUCUCAUAAGCUAGACUGGGGAUUUUGAAACCCUGACCCCUGAUCAUAAAAUUUUUUCGCCGAAAAGCUCGUUAUUUUAUUACGAAACAGCGGCCCUUGCUUGAAUUUUAGAGACCGGUCAUUAUUCAUCGCUUAGGGAGGGAUGGGAGGAUUUCUCGCGUAAAAUUUAGUGUGGAAUUUCCUUGUCAGGUGUUGAACUAUUUCAUAGCAGCGUUAGCCCUUCCGCAAAUAAUUUUGUUUUCCAUAAUAACAACCUGUAAUUCAUUUAAUUAUCUUAAUGAUUCAAGUGUUGAAAUGUUACUUUCCUUUGCAACAUGAACCGAUUUUUCCUUUGUUAGGUUGUUCGAUUGAGUCGAAAGAAAGUGUGUAAAUGCAACGGACUUUCAGGAAGUUGUACCGCAAGGAUUUGUUGGAGGCAAAUGGAGCCAUUUGAGGUCAUUGGGAAGAAGUUGAAAUUAAAAUACAAAAGUGCUUUGCGAGUGUGGUACGCGAAUAAUAAGCUUCACGAGCGAGGCAAAAACAAAUUGACGGCGGAAAAGAGAGAGAAAAAACUUGUUUACCUCGACCCUUCGCCGGAUUACUGCGUAUUUAACAAAACGCUGGGCUCCCCUGGAAUGUUGGGAAGAAUAUGUCGGAGUGAUGAAGGCACCACCGUGAAAAAGUGUCGCUCUCUUUGUAACGCUUGCAAAUUGAAACACCAUACAGUCCAGGUGGUUAAGGAAGAUAAAUGCCGCUGCAGGUUUGUGUGGUGUUGCAACGUGGAAUGCGAUACUUGCACAAGCAAAUAUCAUGCAACCACCUGUGUUGCGUAAGACGGACAUGUAUUGUCUGUUAUGUUAAACAUCAUGAAACGUUUCUCGACGUGACGAGAUGCAAGGACUGAACAAUGGCUGGAAUUGAGAGAGUCACUUUGGGAAAAGGAAAAAUAAAUAAACGAAACUGCAUAUAUUAUUGAAAAUACCUUGGAUCUCAUGCAUUCAAGUAGCAACUGCAAGAAAAGUAAAGGCCUAACCCGUAUACAUUACUUUAAGACUGCUACUCAUAUAAAUAUAUCACUAAUUUCCUCUUAUAUUGCUUUUCUUAACAGUACUAGUAUUUUUGGUUAAAACGAAAAAAUUGGGAGUUGAAACAUUUAGGGAUAAUAUUUGCUAUGCGAAAAGUCGUGUUAUAUCUUCGCUCCAUUCAUUAGGCCUAGUUAGUCUUUAGAACCCAUUUCCAGAUGUCCCUUUCUGGGAAAAGUGACGUUAUUAGUGAUCGAGCUCUUCUACGUAUCAUGUAACACUUAUUUCUAGGCUCCAUAGCCUGUGAGCAGGUCCUCAUCAUCAGCACCUGGGUACGAGCCUUGAGGUGUGAGGCCUUGAUGUGAGCCGGUGAGAGGACUGCAAGGGGGUCUGGCGCUGAUAAUUGUUAGUGCCAGGCUCUAGAAAACCACUCCCCGACUCGUCUCAAAUCUUCCAGCGGGCGGAGAGACGCGUGUUCUGUGGCGCCACUGAUAAUGAUGGCCUAUACGCAGACUAGAGGCUCCAUAUUGUUUCUAACAAGAACAAUAGACACAUGUACAGUUAGGAAAGAGGUAUUAGAAAGUGUGAAGCAUUGUUGGGCGUGAUUGAAAAGAGAUGGGUUUUUGGUGUUGCCAAGAAUGAAUAUUUCAGAAACAUCGCUGGUGGUGGGCGGAAAGAACAGAAGCAUUUCAUAAAACAAUGAAAUAGCCAGCGUUACUGUGGCUAUUUCAUUCCCAACAUUUCUUUUUGAAGUUUGAAUCAACUCAUCUGCUAUUUUGGAGCGAACGCGAAAUGUAGACGUUAAUUUGAAAAAACAACAACCGUAACAAAAAAAGGCGGAUGAUGAAAUAAAAAAGGUUUGCGGCUCAGCACAGUAUGAUGGCUCAUCUGACAUCUCCUAAAAGCUUAUAUUGUACUUAGUAUACGUAAUCGCAUAUUUGCUCGAAAAAAUAAGGUUGCGAGUUUCAGAAGAUGUGAAAAUUGACAGAGUCACACCUUUAAGAACCAAUAAAAUUCAAAUGAAUUUGCCAAAACUUCAUUAAAGAUACCUUCUCUCUGAGCCAAUCUGUAUUUAGUUAUUUUGCCGACUAGUAAAACGUGAACCAAUAAAAAGCA